AUGUCGCUAUCAUUUCGUCGUGGAGUCCAUACUCGCAAAUUUGCCCUCGCCUUGCCCGGCCAAGGAAUCGUCAGAAGCGGGUUUCUUGCUCCCUACAAAAAGUACCAGCACCAUUUCCAACAGCAUUUAGAGAUUGUUGAUGAGGCUCUUGGAGAAAAGUUUAGUGAGAAUCUCUUUAACGAGUCAGAGAGCUUCUCGCGCCAAUGGCUUCUUAAAACAUCCAACGCCCAGCCGGCGAUCCUCACAACGACUUAUGCCAUCCUUGAGAUCAUCAAACGAGAGUUGUACAUUGAUCUUGCUGCUAGAGCCAGCUUUUUAUUGGGCCAUUCUCUCGGCGAGUACACUGCAUUAGCUGUAGCGGGAAUUAUUGAUUUGCCCACAGCAGUGAGGUUAGUGCGGAAAAGAGCUUUGCUAAUGGAAGAAGUAGUCGCUAGCGAGCGCGAAAAAAAUAUCGCGAAACACACCGACACAUUGAUGAUCCGCCCAACUCUGUUUGAUACUGUAAUUGUGCGGGCUCGUCAGAAGGGAAUUCUCGCGAACGUCAAUUCUCGCCAGCAGAUUGUGGUGUCUGGCCAGUUGCAACUUUUGCAACUGUUUGUAGCGGAAAUUAAUAGCGAUACGAAAUUAGUACUACGGGCAGUCAAAUUGCCCGUAGAGAUCCCCUUUCACAACGAGUUACUCCAGCCGGUGGUGCAGCCGCUUCGAGAUGAGAUCUAUAGCCACAAAGUGCGGGAGCAGCGUGUUCCCAUAAUACUGAAUCUAACGGGAAAGCCGUCGUACGACCAUCACGGGACCAUAGCCAAUACGCUAGAAGCAAAUUACAGACCCGUUCAAUGGGUGGACUCGCUAGAAUAUUUAGUGGGCGCUGGUGUCUCUACAGUGGUAAAUGUGGGGCCGGGUGAGGUUCUCCAGGGACUCAAUCUGAAGUUUGCGGUGGACAAUAUUAGCGUAGAUAUGCCUGAGAGUUUCGAGAAGGUGCGAGAGUUCUUCAGCAUUCAAGAGUAA
Scheffersomyces stipitis CBS 6054 is the source of this 1005-nucleotide messenger RNA. RefSeq names its product [acyl-carrier-protein] S-malonyltransferase (gene MCT1). Bases 1 to 1005 code for a protein of 334 amino acids. The record is from RefSeq and is a predicted model, not a curated record. The transcript is spliced from 2 exons. Gene Ontology annotation, cellular component: mitochondrion. NCBI's taxonomy places the organism in Eukaryota, Fungi, Ascomycota, Pichiomycetes, Serinales, Debaryomycetaceae. Gene Ontology annotation, molecular function: [acyl-carrier-protein] S-malonyltransferase activity. Gene Ontology annotation, biological process: fatty acid biosynthetic process.